This is a messenger RNA of Polyodon spathula (Mississippi paddlefish), 4028 nucleotides long. Its product is annotated as nuclear receptor subfamily 2 group F member 6-like. NCBI's taxonomy places the organism in Eukaryota, Metazoa, Chordata, Actinopteri, Acipenseriformes, Polyodontidae. The record is from RefSeq and is a predicted model, not a curated record. The transcript has 5 exons. Gene Ontology annotation, biological process: cell differentiation; anatomical structure development; negative regulation of transcription by RNA polymerase II. Bases 1227 to 2393 code for a protein of 388 amino acids. Gene Ontology annotation, molecular function: zinc ion binding; RNA polymerase II cis-regulatory region sequence-specific DNA binding; nuclear receptor activity.
CUCACACACACGCACGCACAAACAGAGAGCGAGAGAGAGGGAGCCAGAGAGAGAGAGAGAGAGAGGUUAUAUGGCUGGCCACAACAGCAGCCCUCUUCUUUUCAGUUCAUUUAAUUUAUUCUCCCAAAGCAAAAAACAACAACAACAACAACUAAUUUCUCUAGCAUUCUCUGGCCACUGGCUGGCUCAAAACAUCACAACAUUGGUUGGCCGGCACUACAGUGCUGCUUCUGUCUGAUUAACAGGGACCAGAAAAAAAGAGAGAGAGAGAGGGAGGGUGUCAGACAAGAACACGUUCGAUAAACAGUCAGCUUUCUCCUUUCUAAUUGAGAAACCAAGACAGGGUUUGUCUUGUUUUUUCGUUUUAUUUAUUUUUUUUGCAGGGAAGGAACAGAAGACUCUCCUGCUGUGUGGAAUGAGCUGGAGUGGUUGCCGCAGCGUUAGGCCUUGUUUUAUUACAAACAAGCCCUAGGACACAGAAAGGAGUUCCUUGAACUUUGCUCCUGUUUGGACGCACACACAGAUAGCUGUUUCGCUGGAUUUCUGAGCCCCUGAUCAGCUGGGUUUGUUUUUUACAAUCUUCUGGAGAGAGCUGUGUUCGUUGGAGACUAGAAGAAGGCAGUCUUCAGUUACUGCUCUGUUCUGUGGUUCUCAGAACUGACCUGGAAGACAAAAAUUAAACUGAAAAAGGGGAGAGGAAGUUUGGGUUCUUCUCUGCAGUACAACUUUUCAACAACAAACUACAGUGGAAAAAUGGAGGCAGAACUGUUGUCCUUUGUGUUUUUCUGAAGGGAAAAACUUUCGGGGGGAAAAGAAAUUUUUUAAUUUUUGUGGAAAAACAGCCUUUCUUGUUGAGUGAGAAAGGGGUGUAGUAAAGCAAUACUGGCUUCUGUCAGAUUUCAAGAUACUGCUUUCCCCCUCUCACAGAAGGAACUGGUUUGACUCGUUCGUCAGAGUUUGGCUUAACCCUGUUGAACCCUUUCUUGCUUUCGUUCAGUUGAGAGGAACUUUGCCGGGGUAGUGCAAUUUAGUGUAAUUUAUUGUUUCCUGUGAAAAGCAGUUUAUGCCUGUUCCUUACACUGGGAACCUGUUGUGGUUGAACUGCGGAGGUUAGGGGCGGUGAGCUGCAAAGGAGGCUGGCUAAGUGACUGCACUUUGGACCUGGCAAAAUAACUUGGAGCUGCAGAGAACGCCCCCACCUCACCCCAGUUUGGACACGGAGCGGUAUGGCAAUGGUGAGCAGGGGAUGGGGCGACCCAAACGGAGAGACCAACGGCCUGGGAGAGAAGGGCUACGUGCGGGAGGAUGAGGAGGGGUCCCCCCAGGCCGGGGGCAGCGAUGCGGAGGCCGUGGUGGACGACAGGGGCUGUGCGGUGGACUGCGGAGUCUGUGGGGACAAGUCGAGCGGGAAGCACUACGGCGUGUUCACCUGCGAGGGUUGCAAAAGCUUCUUCAAGAGGAGCAUCAGACGCAACCUCAGCUACACCUGCAGAUCAAACCGGGACUGCCAGAUCGACCAGCACCACCGGAACCAGUGCCAGUACUGCCGGCUCAAGAAGUGCUUCCGGGUUGGGAUGCGCAAAGAAGCUGUGCAGAGGGGUCGCAUCCCUCCGUCCCACUUGGGAAUCAGCCCCACAUCCACCCCUGGGGGGGACUUCUUGAACGGGCAGCCGGUCUCGGAGCUCAUCUCCCAGCUCCUGCGGGCCGAGCCCUACCCCAGCGGGCGCUACGGCUCCCAGUACAACCCGCAGCAGGGGGGCAGCGUGAUGGGCAUCGACAGCAUCUGCGAGCUGGCGGCGCGGCUGCUCUUCAGCACCAUCGAGUGGGCGCGCAGCAUCCCCUUCUUCCCCGAGCUGCCCGUGUCGGAGCAGGUGGCACUGCUGCGGCUCAGCUGGAGCGAGCUGUUCAUCCUCAACGCUGCCCAGUCCGCCCUGCCCCUGCACAUGGCCCCCCUGCUGGCCGCGGCCGGCUUUCACUCCUCCCCCAUGUCCGCGGAGCGCGUCGUUUCAUUCAUGGACCAGGUGCGGGUGUUCCAGGACCAGGUGGAGAAGCUGAGUCGCCUGCAGGUUGACUCGGCCGAGUACAGCUGCCUCAAAGCCAUCGCGCUCUUCUCCCCAGACGCCUGCGGGCUCACAGACCCGGUUCACGUGGAGAGCCUGCAGGAGAAGGCCCAGGUCGCUCUGACGGAGUAUGUGAGGGCUCAGUACCCGGGGCAGCCCCAGCGCUUCGGCCGGCUGCUGCUCAGGCUGCCCGCGCUCCGAGCCGUGCCCGCAUCCCUCAUCUCACAGCUCUUCUUCAUGAGGCUGGUGGGCAAGACGCCCAUCGAGACCCUGAUUCGAGACAUGCAGCUCUCUGGCAGCUCCAUCAGCUGGCCCUACGCCCCGGGGCAGUAACCUGAAGGAGGAGCUGCACCAGGGCAAUGUCAAUAUAGAUACACUUCAGCACAGCGGUGCAUUAACUACACUGCUUUUAGUUCAUAGUGGAGGAGAGUGUGUGUUAUAAAUGCAAUUCCUUGGUUUGUGUAAAUCGCAUCUUGCCCAGUUUAGCCUUCUGUCAGCUCUAAGCUGUAUCAGACAGAAAGACCACAAUCCUGACAGUAAAACCAUUUGUCUGCUACAUUCCCUAAUUGUACUUUCUGAAGCCUACCCCCCAUCAUAUGGUGUGUGUGUGUGUAUAUAUAUAUAUAUAUAUAUAUAUAUAUAUAUAUAUAUAUAUAUAUAUAUAUAUAUAACACACCUUUAAAAACAUGUUGUUAGAAACAGCUUCUUGAUUGCAUGCUUGUAUUUAAAAGUGCAAAGCUCACGCAGCUCCCCGAACAGACUUUAAUACAGCUGGAGCCAAAGGGCAACACAGAGGGAAACUUUUGGGAUUUUCAGGACACUGAUCCUGGAGGACCAGGGACAGUGGUUUGGGGCACUGUCAACUGCAAAAGAACUGCCGAUAUGAAAUUGAUACAAAACACCGGAUCUGCUAUUGUCCAAACCCACCGGGUCACACAGAUUGGACUGGGGUUUAAAAACUGUGGAAGAGGCAAGAAGUAGACAGGAGCGCCCAUAGGAGUGAUUAAAAGAACACUGGGAAUUGUUUCUGAUUUAGUUAAUGCAGUUCCCUGUUCGUUUCAUGUAAUCCAACAAAUUGUGCUAGAGCUGACCUUAAAUUUAUAACCCUCUGGUUUGCAAUGCCUUCAGCAGCCCCCGCGUCUCUAAUACUGCACUACACCCUACACUGGGCCCUGUAAACUCACCCUCACUGGUCUGCACACAGCUCGGUGGACGCGAAGGUCUUUGCAUAUUCAGGACAGGGACUUUGAUUAGCUGUUGCUUGGCUGCUUGAUUCAAAUAACGGUUGGACUGCUUUAGUAGAAAGUAAAGGGAGGAUGGACUAAUUGUCCCCUGUCCCUUCUGAGAGAGUUCAGGACUGUUUAAUACAGAGGCUGAGACUCAAGAAGAGAAGAAGUACUUGGAAUGUCAGACUGAUUUUUUCAUUUUUAUGUUUAAAUCACUUUGAAGUUAUCAGAGUUUAAAUCACCAGGUCACAAUGCAACCAUUUUAUGUGUUUAGUGCUAUGAUUGUGUCAAAUCAUUCGAUUUAAUUCUUGUUUCUUAUUCUUUUAUGUAAAUUGUGACGCAGAUUUCAGGGUCAUGGGUCAAAUACAGACCCCCCCCCCACUAAUAAUACUUAUGUCAUUAUUUUAGGUAGCAAUAUUUAGAUUGAAGGACACCAAAACACCCCCUUAGCAUCUACUGAAAAGACUCCCUCUUUAAAACUAGACAGUAGCUUUACCCACGAAAUUUGCACAGGAAUUGUGCCAUUGAUCAUGCAUCUAUCACAGUUUCCCAGUCUUUUACCAUCCUGUCCCUAUACUUUACUACACUCUGCUUUGAUUUUACUAUGGCUUACUGCACUACAGUUUGCUCAGUACUGGUGUUAAGCAAAGGGGCAUGGUGAGGUAUUGACCAAUUACAUUGUUUGCAAAAGUGACAACUAAUGAUGUAUGAUUGAAAGCAAUAAAAAAUAUUUUACAUGGAA